This is a messenger RNA of Momordica charantia (bitter melon), 1885 nucleotides long. RefSeq names its product BTB/POZ domain-containing protein. The record is from RefSeq and is a predicted model, not a curated record. Lineage: Eukaryota; Viridiplantae; Streptophyta; Magnoliopsida; Cucurbitales; Cucurbitaceae.
UCUGUUCGUCUUCGUUUCGUUUGCUGUCGUGUUGUCAACUAUGCUUGAGUUUCGUUCUACUGUGGAAUUAGUGUAUUUUGCAUGUUUUGCUGUGGUUGGUGUUCUUGUGUGUUGAUGCAUAGUGCCGAGUGACCGAUUGAUUUAUUUGGGAGUGAAUCAGUGAUUUUACUUCUUCCUAUCUUUGGAUGCUCUUGGGUUUCUGAUUUCAAGGUUAUAAACAGUAUCUACAAUUUUCUUCGUGGUCACGGUUUAAGAGGAAAAGCCUUUGUCAAACAGAACAUUGAAGGAUGCAUAAAAUGCAUGCACAUUAGCAUAUAAUGCUUUGAUGGACGAUUCUAGUAAUAAAGCUGGAACUCGCUGCCAGGUUGGUGAUCGGUCGACCAGUGAUGUUGUCGUGAGGCUUAGAACAAAAGAUGGUCGAGAUGAAUGGUUAUACUGUCACUCCCAUAUCCUGACUCAACAGAGCAAGUAUUUUGCCGAUCGCCUUUCUGAGAAAUGGCCAACAUGCCAGAUUCUUGACUCAAGAAACUGUGUUGAGGUUUUUUGUCUAGAAUCAAACUUUGAUCACCAUGUAAAUCUUCUACGCCUUCUCUAUGUCAUUAUGGAUAUCCCAGCAGAUGACUUAUGGAAUGAUGUUCGAACGGUUCUCGGCAUCCUCGGUGUGGCAUUUGAGCUUGAGUGCAAAAACAUUAUUAGUGCUUGUGUGAAUUACUUGGAAGCAGUACCAUGGGAGGAAGACGAGGAGGAGGAAAUUCUGAAGGUGAUACCUCAUAUGGGACCAGAAGCCAAGCCAAUUCUUGCUCGUCUCCAACCAGUCAAUCCAUUUCUUGUUAGACAGAUAUUUCUUUCCGCCCUUCGAUUGGCUACAUCAUCCCCCUUCUCUAACAUGCAUGAUCUCAAGCCCUCGGCCCAGGAACAAAUUGAGUACAUGCUAACUGAUGACGAUGACGCUCCGUUAUUGAUGGCUGAUGCCGAACUAAAACUAGAGGUAAAUGAUUGUGUGAAGAGCCUACUAAAAUAUUUUAACAAUCUUAUAGAAAUAGUACUUGAUCCUUUACACUCUGAUGGGAAGGAGAGGAACAUGCAGGUUUUAGUUUUUUGUUUGACAGAUUUAUCUUGGGCAUGUCGGAUUCUAAAAAAGUUAGAAACUAUGAAGGAGUUUGUCUCCAAUUGGAUUGAUGCAUCAAAUAAGAUAGUCAAGAUGGUUGAGCAAGCGAGUGUAGCAUCAGAAGUCAUUGAUACAAGGAUAGGGAUUAUAGAAGUGGUAGCAAAGGUUUUAGAGGCAAUCAAACAUGGCUCGGUGAUUCUCCCGACCCCAAAACGGGUUCACAUGGUGAAGGUUUGGCUUCCUUUCGUGCGGACCACCAAAUCCUUGAUCGAUAGUCUUGCUAACAACGGUGUCGAUGAUCUGAAACUCAAGAUCGACGCUGAUGUGUGGGAGUUGUUAGAGUCAGCAUUCGUCUCGGUCAUCCUCGCAUUGCCAUCAGGAGAGCAGGCAGAGAUUAUAACUGAAUGGUUGCAGAACCAACAUGUUAUACGUUAUCCAGAUCUAACAGAGGCGUUUGAAGUAUGGUGUUAUAGGUCGAAAGUGGCAAAGAGAAGGCUAUCCCUGGUAGGGGACAACCACGGUGCAGCAGCGACGAGCUAAGCUUCCAGCCCUCAGCUCGAACUCGAAUGGUUUUGUAAUUGUAUUGUGAAUUGUCAUUCAACUCAUAAUUGUAAGAGCAUGGGUUGGAAGCAUUGUUUUGUGGAGGUUUUCUGGUUUUGCCUCCUCUUGUUUCAUCGUAAAAUUUUAGUCAUAGUUAAACUGGAGGCAUGUGCAUUUGUCAGAUUGAAAAAGAAAAAAAGUGGAAAAAAAGUAGCAGAAGAUUUCAGUUUCAUACAA